This is a messenger RNA of Oncorhynchus keta (chum salmon), 1091 nucleotides long. RefSeq lists its product as uncharacterized. The transcript is spliced from 2 exons. Gene Ontology annotation, molecular function: G protein-coupled receptor activity. Bases 1 to 966 code for a protein of 321 amino acids. Gene Ontology annotation, cellular component: membrane. Lineage: Eukaryota; Metazoa; Chordata; Actinopteri; Salmoniformes; Salmonidae. Gene Ontology annotation, biological process: sensory perception of taste; G protein-coupled receptor signaling pathway. The record is from RefSeq and is a predicted model, not a curated record.
AUGGUGGGGUCAAGCUGUGCCACGGUGUGCUACCUGCACAGACACAUGAAGAGCAUGAAAGAGAUCGGCAGCCCCUUCUCCUCUCCCCGACUGCACAGUCAGAUGAGGGUCACCAUCGCCGGUAUCCUGCAGGGAAUUCUCUUCUUCUUUACAGCAGUGUGGAUUUUCAUUCAUUACUUAAGCAACUUUGACGAUAAAACCUUUUCUGAGUGUUUCUAUGCUGCUUAUCUAACAAUGGUGUACAUGGCAUCAACCAGCAUGUCAACAUCUGUAUGGCUGAAUUUCUUCUACUACACCCAGAUCGUCCCUGCCCAGCGAGCUCUCUUCACCUGGGAGAAGAGGAACAUCAAAAGCAUCAUCUACUGGGGCCUAUUUGGCGACAGGGUGUUCUUUAUUUUUCAAUUUGCUGUGAGGGCUACUGGAGAAUUUUAUUCCUCAGGAAAAGGACCUACUAAUAGCACAGGUUUCACAUCAACGAAUGGCACUGCUAAUGUCUCUCCCAAAAAGGUGCUGCUUAAUAACACAACCACAUUAGCCAACGCCACUGAUGCUGCCUCUAUAACAGUCCUGCUUCACACACUGAUAGCAAGUCAGUCGUUGAAAAUUAUCUAUGUGCUUUUUGGCCUCUGUGUGAUGGUGGGGUCAAGCUGUGCCACGGUGUGCUACCUGCACAGACACAUGAAGAGCAUGAAAGAGAUCGGCAGCCCCUUCUCCUCUCCCCGACUGCACAGUCAGAUGAGGGUCACCAUCGCCGGUAUCCUGCAGGGAAUUCUCUUCUUCUUUACCGCACUGUGGAUUUUCAUUCAUUACUUAAGCAACUUUGACGAUAAAACCUUGUACACAGUAAUCUCUCUCUACAUGUUCGGCACCUCUUUAAACCUGGGCAUCGGUCAGGCUGUUUUCAGGCAGAGGGCAGCUGAUAUUUGUCUCAAAGCCCAACAGGCUGUAAACUCAUUGAAGCCAUGAGGAUGAUACUAAGUUAACAAAAUAUGAAACAUAGUCAAUAAAAUACAUUAAAGGGAUAGUUCACCCAAAAUGCACAAUUGCACAAUGGUUUCUCUACCCUGUAAGCAGUCUAUGGUUAAGGUAAG